This is a messenger RNA of Phytophthora infestans T30-4, 588 nucleotides long. Its product is annotated as chromodomain protein, putative. Lineage: Eukaryota; Oomycota; Peronosporomycetes; Peronosporales; Peronosporaceae. The record is from RefSeq and is a predicted model, not a curated record. The transcript is spliced from 3 exons. The coding region runs from base 1 to 588 and encodes 195 amino acids.
AUGGCACGUAACCGUUCUUCUUCGGCUCCAGAUGUGCGGAAACGUCAGAAUAAGCGAUAUCGGUCCCGGUAUCACUAUGAGCGUGAAGUCAAUUUUGCUGUCGGUGACUACGUUCUUCGGUCUCGGGUAGACGAAAAACAGCACUUCAAUAAACUCAGGGUGACAUGGGUCGGCCCGUAUCGAGCGACUGGUGCGGCUGAGUACUACUUCAUUGUGGAGCACCUAGUGACAAGAAAAACGGUGAAGGAACACCCUUCCCGACCCAAGCACUACGCCGAUUCUUCACUUAACACCACAGCCGAUUUAAUCGAUCACGUAGCGUCACAAGGAACAUUACUGACAGUGGAUUCACUAGUGGACUACCGCUACAACAACAACAUGAAAGCGUUCGAAGUCAAGGUCAAGUGGCAAGGUCUUGAAGAUAUUGAAGAUUCUUGGGAACCAGCAAAGACUCUCAGCAAGGACGUACCACAGCUCAUGACAAACGACGCCAACGACACAAACGACGAACGUCUACGGCACGCAGUAGCAGCCGUACUACAUCCCCCCAAAAUCGUGUGGAAGAACGUCACACUGACUGCCAGAUAG